UGUUUAUUGUUUAUGGAUUUUGUUAAAUUAUUUAUCACUCUAUUUCAAAUAAAUUAUUUGUUCGUUACUUUAUUGUGAAUGUCCUUUGUUUGCUGUUGCUACCUAGUAUCUAGUACAAUAGCAUAAUUGCAUUCAAAUGCUCAUCGAAUAAUUAAUUGCACAUGUCUGAUAUUUGUUUGAAGUAAAUGCUGUGUCUUGAAAAUCACCUCAGAGACACUGCAUAGUACACAAUUAUUACUACAGAAGUUGUAAAGUAUUGAUUAUUGUCUACUUCAUUUAAUUACAGUCAAAGACUCAUUUAAACGUGAAAAAAAGCAAAUUGGUUAAAUCGCAAUUAUGACUUCACAAAGUGUUGAACUAGAACUCCAGUCGUUCCUUUCAGAUGAAAAUUCCAAGAAAAAUGAAUUAUCGCAAAAUAUACAAAAACCUAACAAAAUGUUUGAGAAGGGCGAAGUUGCACACCUCAAUGGUAAUAUUGACUAUGAUCCAUUCCUUGAGAGAAACUUAGAACACCCAACCACCAACGGUGAGACCCUGACUCAUUUGCUCAAAGCUUCUUUAGGAACCGGCAUCCUGGCUAUGCCACUAGCUUUCCAAUGUUCUGGACUUAUAAUUGGUAUAUUCGCAACAGUGUUUGUGUCGUUUGUGUGCACAUAUUGCUCAUAUUUACUGGUGAAAUGCGCUCACACGCUCUACUGGCGAACAAAAGUUUCGUCCAUGAGUUACGCUGACGUGGCUGAAGUAGCGUUUGCUAACGGACCUGAAUGGUCUCGAAAGUUCUCAUCACUAACCCGAAAGUCUAUCCUCUGGCUACUGUUUGUCACAUAUUUUGGAACGUGCAGCGUGUACACAGUGAUCAUAGCCUCUAACUUUCACCAGCUGUACAUGUACCACAUGGGUUAUGAGCUGAACCUCCGGUAUUUUAUUGCGAUACUUCUCAUACCACUCAUACUGCUCAGUUACGUACCCAAUCUCAAGUAUUUGGCACCUGUGUCUAAGGUUGCCAACCAGUUGAUGGCUAUCGGUCUGAGCAUCACAUUCUACUAUACGCUGUGUGAUGUACCCAGCAUUUCGAAAAGGUCACCUGUGGGAUCCUUGGAAACAUUCCCUACAUUCUUUUGCAUCACUGUGUUCGCCAUGGAAGCUAUUGGAGUGGUAAUGCCGUUAGAGAACAACAUGAAAACACCUAAAAAAUUUUUAGGAGUUUUUGGCGUGUUAAACGUCGGCAUGGGUGGCGUGACUGUUGUGUACAUUCUGCUUGGUUUCUUCGGAUACUUGAAAUACGGUGAAGCAACAGAAUCAAGUAUAACAUUAAACCUACCAAACGAAGAUUUUGCUGCUCAAGUAGCUAAAAUAUGCAUCAGUUUAGCCGUGUUCUGCACAUAUGGCCUACAGUUUUUUGUUUGCUUGGAAAUCAUUUGGACUAAAAUUCAAGAAAACUUUGAAAAUACCACAAUUUACCACAAUUACAUAUUGAGAACGAUUCUGGUGACCAUAUCUGUGGUGAUUGCGGUGGCUGUACCAACAAUUGGUCCAUUCAUUGGGCUUAUUGGUGCCUUCUGUUUCUCGCUACUCGGCAUUGUUAUGCCUGUGGUUAUAGAGUUUGCUACAUACUGGGACAACAUCACCAUUUGGAUGACUGUUCGAAAUGCAGUGCUGAUUGCCAUUGGUAUAAUGGCCCUAAUCUUUGGCACUGCAAGUAGCAUCACUGAUAUCAUUACCGCAUAUGAACCUAAUGCCGCCCAGACUGUUAAGUCCGCCAUCAACUUCACAUUGACUAAUUCAACUGCUCAAUGACUAGAAAUCUGAUUGUGCCAUCAAUCACUCAAUUCACACAGAAUUCAGAACCUAUGAUUAUAUUUUUAUUCUUAGACCUUAUUUCUUAUUUUUUACAAAAAAAUAUACAU
This is a messenger RNA of Melanaphis sacchari, 1907 nucleotides long. Its product is annotated as proton-coupled amino acid transporter-like protein pathetic. NCBI's taxonomy places the organism in Eukaryota, Metazoa, Arthropoda, Insecta, Hemiptera, Aphididae. The transcript has 9 exons. The record is from RefSeq and is a predicted model, not a curated record. The coding region runs from base 337 to 1797 and encodes 486 amino acids. Gene Ontology annotation, molecular function: amino acid transmembrane transporter activity. Gene Ontology annotation, biological process: amino acid transmembrane transport. Gene Ontology annotation, cellular component: vacuolar membrane.